AUGAGUGGCAGUGGCGUGGACCCCGAGGUGGUCCCGGCCCCGACUCCCACCCCCACCCCUGCUCCAGCCCUGACCCCAGCACCGGCGCCGACUCCCGCCCCAGCAGAAAGCAAGGCCAGUCCCACAGGAGGCGCAGGCCCCGGCCAUGGCCGGGGGGAUACAUCUGACCAGCGGGCCUCGGUCCCAGUAUCCGCAGCUGGGGGUACGACCCCCCCCGAAGGUGCCAUGUCUAACGGGGUGUACGUGUUACCUGGUACCGCCAAUGGAGAGGUCAAGCCUGUUGCGUCUAGUACACCAUUGGUGGACUUCCUUAUGCAACUAGAAGACUACACACCCACAAUUCCAGAUGCUGUUACUGGCUACUACCUGAACCAUGCUGGUUUUGAAGCCUCUGAUCCCAGAAUUGUCCGGCUCAUCUCCCUGGCAGCCCAGAAGUUCAUCUCUGCCAUUGCCAAUGAUGCUUUACAACACUGCAAGAUGAAGGGCACUGCCUCAGGCAGCUCCAGGAGCAAGAGCAAAGACCGAAAGUAUACUUUGACCAUGGAAGAUCUGACCUCUGCACUCAGCAAGUAUGGCAUUAAUGUCAAGAAGCCACAUUAUUUCACCUAA
This is a messenger RNA of Trichosurus vulpecula (common brushtail), 609 nucleotides long. RefSeq names its product transcription initiation factor TFIID subunit 10-like. Gene Ontology annotation, cellular component: SAGA complex; transcription factor TFIID complex; nucleus. NCBI's taxonomy places the organism in Eukaryota, Metazoa, Chordata, Mammalia, Diprotodontia, Phalangeridae. Gene Ontology annotation, molecular function: RNA polymerase II general transcription initiation factor activity; promoter-specific chromatin binding. Gene Ontology annotation, biological process: transcription initiation at RNA polymerase II promoter. The record is from RefSeq and is a predicted model, not a curated record.